UGUAUAUAAAGGGUAUUAAAAUGGGAUGAGACAAGAUAUUUGGAGACAGGUUAGGUGGUGCAGUAGCCUAGAUAUACCAUAAAUUUGUACAUUGGAUAUGCAAAAAAAUAAAAAAGAUGGAUUUGAGAGAUGUGCCUGAAGUAGGCUCACCUGGGUUUGUGGACUUGUCCAAUAUGGAGGGCGAAGAAGGGGAGUAAAAAAUGACGGGGUGUGUAAUGAUGCCAUGCCUGAAGGUGGUAAGGAGUGUUGGGAGGGGGCUGAGUUUUGAACAUAAUGUGUUUCAGAUAUGGGAGAACAUGCUGAAGACAAGGUCAGAGCUCAAGAGAGAUCAGGCCAAAGAUCAGAGCUCAAGAGAGAUCAGGCCAAAGAUUAAUGAAUCUGCAGCCUAAUCACCACUUCACAUCCGCAAGCAGAGCCCUUCCCUAACUCUGCAGCUUAAGCAGAGGUCAGAACACCUGAGGCGAUCUGCUGAAAUUCUGAAAAUCCAUUCCUCGCUGCCGAAGAAUUAACAGGAUGCUAUCCAAUGAGUCCCUACAGUCGCCUGCAUUCAGCCGCUCCAACUCACAAGCCUCCGUAGACAGCGCCUCCAUGGAGGAUUUCUGGCGGGAAAUAGAAAGUGCCAAAGAGAGCAGCAUGGGGGCACUGGAAGAGCCCACGCCAGCCGAGGCCAAGCCCGUGGAUGAAGGAGAGCUUGAAGCAGAGUGGUUGGAAGACGUGGGUUUGUCAGCCCUGAUCUCGGGUGAUGAAGAGGAGGACGGCAAAGCCUUGCUCUCUACACUGACUCGAACCCAAGCGGCUGCAGUGAAGAAGAGAUAUAAUACUUACACUCAGACCAUGAGAAAAAAGAACAAGCACCCUGUCAGGGAUGUCAGAGACAUCUUUGGAGUCAGCGAGUCUCCUCCAGGUGAUACCUGUGACAGCCAUCCUAGUCAGUUGGAUGACACCCAUGAGGAAAAAGAGCUGCCGGGAAUUAUCAAAACAGGUGGUUCCUUGCCAGAUGAUGCUUCUCUCAACAGUACUACCUUGUCAGAUGGGUCCCUGGAUGAAGAAGAGGGUUUUGCAGUUCCGAGGAGUGGUUCCGUGUCUAUCCUUGAGACUAUUCCAGACACACCAGUUCACUCCAAUGGAUCAGCAGACCCUGGACAGUCAGUUCAGAACGCAGUGAGUGAUGAUGACUAUCUGGAAAAGAACAUUUCAUCGGAAACUGAAGAGCUGUCCUAUGAAGUAUCUUAUUCAGAGAUGGUUACAGAGGCUCCAAAAAGGAAUAAAUUAAAGAAGUCAGAUUUUAAGAAAGAAGACUAUGUUCUACCUAAAUUUAUUGUUCAGAAAACCAGAUUUGGCCUCACUGAAGCAGGAGAUCUGUCUGCUGAAGAUAUGAAGAAAAUCCGCCAUCUCUCUCUGAUUGAACUGACAGCCUUUUUUGACGCCUUUCGGAUUCAACUGAAAAGGAACAAAACAGAGAAAGUAAAAGGACGAGAUAGUGGGAUUUUUGGAGUUCCUCUUACAGUCCUGCUGGACAGUGACCGAAAGAAAGACCCUGGAGUGAAAGUUCCCCUCGUGUUACAAAAAUUCUUCGAGAAAGUUGAGGAAUCGGGGCUGGAAUCUGAAGGGAUUUUUCGACUUUCAGGAUGUACUGCCAAAGUCAAGCAAUACCGUGAAGAACUGGAUGCCAAGUUUAAUGCUGAUAAAUUUAAAUGGGACAAAAUGUGCCACAGAGAAGCCGCAGUCAUGUUGAAAGCAUUUUUCAGAGAACUGCCCACCUCUCUCUUCCCCGUGGAAUAUAUCCCUGCCUUCAUCUCUCUGAUGGAAAGAGGGCCUCACAUCAAAGUACAGUUUCAAGCCUUACACCUCAUGGUCAUGGCCCUGCCCGAUGCCAACAGGGACACAGCCCAGGCCCUCAUGACAUUCUUCAAUAAAGUCAUUGCCAACGAAUCAAAAAACCGAAUGAGUAUAUGGAACAUUUCUACUAUAAUGGCACCAAAUCUUUUCUUCAGUAGAAGCAAACAUUCUGACUGUGAAGAAUUAGUCUUAGCGAACACUGCAGCCCACAUCAUCCGCCUAAUGCUUAAGUACCCGGAAAUUCUGUGGAAGGUUCCAGCUUUCUUAAUCACUCAAGUCAGAAGAAUGAAUGAAGCCACUAUGCUGUUAAAGAAACAACUCCCAAGUGUCAAAAAGCUGCUAAGGAGGAAGACCAUAGAACGAGGGGUUACAAGCCCCAAGACUUCAAAGGUACUACAAAAAUCACCCUCUACAAGAAGAAUGUCUGAUGUGCCGGAAGGAGUCAUAAGGGUCCAUGCUCCGCUUCUCUCCAAGGUAUCCAUGGCCAUUCAGCUCAACAGUCAAACCACAGCCAAGGAUAUCCUGGCAAAAUUUCACUGUGAGAACAGUCAUGGUUCAUCGGAAUACAUUAAGAUUCAGAACCAAAGGUUGUAUGAAAUUGGAGGUAAUAUAGGACAGCACUGCUUGGAUCCAGAUGCUUAUAUAUUGGAUAUAUAUCACGCAAAUCCGCAAGCAGAAUGGGUGAUUAAACCCCAGCCAAGUGUUUGAAAUACCCCCCAAGAUGGCAGCCAUCAUCAUGUUACAUGCCAGGAAGUCCUAUGUUUGGUAGAGGAAAAAUAAGACUGGUUUUGACAUGUGUGUUCCUACAGCCCUCUUGGUGUCUCACAGUGUGAACUGUGAAAGAGGAGCUGGUUGACCAUUUGAGCUGAAGCUUUCUCACGAUGGUUCCUUGAUAAGAGUGAAGGAAAGAAGAGGUGAUCCUUCCAGAAGAAAGGCCAACAUAGAAUAUGGAACUCUAAUCAUUUCUAAUACUUUUGACUUCACAGCAGACAUGAACUUGGUCCUGUACCUGGGAACAGGAAACACCAAACAGAAGAGGUGGAAAAGACUUUUUUAUACUUAUGUUUUAUAUAUGUAUACACACACACACACACACACACACAUAUAUAUAUAGACCUUUUUGAACCAGAAUUCCAGAAAUAACAAAAAUUUCUGAUCUAAAAAAUAAUUCAGAUCUACUUUCCAAAGAAUCCAUUUCCGAAGUCACAAUACAAUAUUUAUGUUCUGACUUGCUCCUGAGUUGGAGGUGGAGAGACUUCUGUGUAAAGAACACUGUAUUGUUACAUAUGUUGUACUGUGUUAUUCUGGUGCAAAUGAACAUUUCCCUAUCCUUGAGCAUUGACGUUUUUAAAGCUCAUUCUCUUAUGAGCACAGGCCCCCGCAGUUAAGGUUGGUUUGACGAAGGGUGUUCUUGUGCUCUCAUAACCUUUGUUGUAGUCAGCAGUCACGGAGCCUCUGUCUUCUCGUCACGAUCGUGGUGCUCGGUGAAUAGCUUUCCAUGUGCCAGACACAGAUUUCCUUUCCUUAUUUAACAUAUCAUUUUUAUAUUUCACAACUGUAGAUAAUCACUUCUGCAGCCCCAGUUUUAAAAUGCAGAACUGCCUUUAUCCAACUGCUCUUUAUCCAACAGUGCUGAAAAAUACUAUUAUAUCCAGAUUUUCUAUGCUGUAAAAACAGAUUUUGUUUCUGUUCAUCAAUCAUAGACUUGGCCAAGCACUGUGGAUUAGCACCAGGCUUUAAAAUCAGAUGCAUGUUUGGUGAGCUGAAAACUGUCUUGCUGUCAAGAUCCUGCGGAGCCAUUUUCCAGACCUUCAAUUGGUGAGAACGCAAAAUUCUCCAUGCUUCUGACUGAGAGCAAAUCUAAAAUGUGCUGGGGCUCAGACAGCCCUGCCUUUCAUCUGGAGGCUGCAAUAUAGUCCUUCCAGGGUUGGCUAGAAAUGGGGGCAGAGGUCUUAUACAUCCCACGUGUGUGCUUUGGAUUAGAAUCUACAGAUUGAGAUUUUAAUGAAUUUCAGUUUUAAUGAAACUUAAUGCCCAGAUGACUCUCUUGCAAUUCAAACAAUAGACAGAGUUGCUUACAAAGGCAGAAAACAUUCUAUCUGCUUACCAAGUCUCAAAACAUAAUGUGAUAAUGUAAGCCCAUAUUAUAGAAGUCUUUUAUAUCCUCAUUGUGCCUUGAUAUCUGUAAAGCCAUUACUUAUAUUCAGCAUGGAGAUAAUUGCAUUUCUGGCCAUUAGACUUUGUUAUGAUUUUUAUAGAAAACUCAAAUACCUAUUCGUUUUAUUUGUUUAUUUGAGAAUUUUUAUUUCAUUUGCCCGAAAACCCAUUAGAAGGUAAAUGUGUUCUAUUGGUUUAUAUUUAUUCCUACAUUUCAUCAGUUCUCAAUGCAUGGCUAAUUGAUGGCGUCUGAGUUUACGUAACAGACUUGAAUGCACUGAAGUGAUUAACGUUACUGCCGGAAUAAGUCUGAUAUCUCAUGACAUUUCAAGCAUUUUCCAUCUGACACCAGGCAUUUGAGGGUCUGAAAAAAUGCUGUUCUCAUUUUUGCAAUUCACACAACAGAAGUAAACAUUUUACUUCAUGUGGUUGCUGAGAUUCAAGACAUAAGAUAGCAGUAAUUUAUGUCCACAUGCAUUGAAGAAAUUCUUCCAGUUAGCUACCUUAUACUUCUGCAUAUAUUAAAACAAUGACUGAUUUUUCUCAUUGAGUUACCUGUCAUUUAGAAUAAAUUCUGUUGUGUUUUGAAAAUUCACAAAUCUAUCCAUUUAAUUUUUUAUUUGGGAAUUUUUACUUCAUUUGACUGAAAAUACAUUAGGACUGAUGCAUAAUUUCUGAAGGUUUUAAGAUUUGCUCCACUGGUCAUUAGUUUUAAGUAAAUGGCUAAUAGGUGACAGGUAAAAAACAUUAAGUUUCUGAAUUUCUUAUCUACUUUUGGGUAGUUUUAGGUUGUCAGAGACUUGGCCCAGUCAAUAACUUUAAAUUAAUCACUUCAAGGCAUUCAAGGAUGUGUGACAAUUUUCUAGUAACUAUAUAAUACGGAAGGCCAUGUCAAUACCAAUAUUACUGGAUGUAAUUUUUAUUCUUAGUCAUAGGGUUAACUAACUGAUUAGGGAAAAGUUUACAGUAGACACACGAACUAAUUUUUGUGUGGUUAAAGAAAUUCUUUUUACUCAUUUUGUUCCUUUUUUUUAAACUAAUUUUAUUCUUAAUGAAUAAACAAAUCUUUACAGUUAAAAUUUAAAAAUGCCCACUAUCUAAGUAUUGAAAAAAACUAGUCUUUGCCUUAUGAAGAGUUGUUUUUAAAUAGUUGCAGUACUCUGCAAAUAUGAAAAAUGUAUCUACAGACAAAAGAAGCUUGAGACCCUGGGCUUCUAAGUUCUGUUCUUCAUGACUUCCCACCUCACCCGGUCCCAAGUGCUCCUGGUGUACAGUUAGGAAGAUAAUAUCCAGAAAGGCAUUAAAGACAGUUAACAUUUUAGGCCCUUAUGCAGAAAAAAGCCCCAGAACUGGCUCAUUCUUUCCCCAUUUCUACAAAAGAAGACCCCAUUGUUAAACAGCUCACUUAGGGAUAUGAUUCUUGGAGUCAUUGAUCUUUGAACAAACUGGAAUAUUAAUCUCUUUACAAUGUGUAUACAGUAUAAACUACCUCACUUGUCUUUCUUGGGAAGAAAAUUGACGGACGUUAACAAUUUUCGUUACAAAAUAUUAUUUAAGUCACUUUGGUUAGCUUUCAGUGUACAUUUAAUAAUAUACGUUUAAUGAUGUAAAGUAUUUUUAGCAAAGGCUUUAAAACCAAAAAUACCCUGUGACUGUGACGUGUGGUGUAGAUGCUGAGAAUCCAAGUCCCUUAGUCAUUGUCGUGUGUUUUUAACUGUGUUGAGAUGCAGGUUUUGAAAGGUCCGAAUUAAUUUCAUCUCCUUUCACACAUUUUCAACUGUUUUCUCCACAUUGCACUUGACUGAAAGUAACAGGUUGGUGUCUCUUCUUCCUAUCAUGCAUAUUUGAACUGAUUUUCAUAAAUGUAUUACACAUCUGAAAGGAAUAUAUAUUAUGGGAUUGACUAGUUCCUGUUUUCUGACAGGCACUUUCAACCUUUUUUUUUUUUUCAUAAAUACGUCACUUAAUAAAUAAUGUGACAUGGAUUAAAAUGUUUCUUUCAGGCAUUUUCAACAGUUUCAUACACACACACACCCCUUAAUUUUAAAAUAACAUUUUCUUUCAGGCAUUUUCCAACUAUUUUCUAUAACUAUGUGAUUUGCUUGAAAAAUUGUAUAUUGUCACUAGGAUGACAGUUUUUUAUGUUGUCUUCCAUCUCAAAAGUGAAUAUUGAUACUUCUGUCCAUCAGUUUCAUUGUUAAAUAUACUGUGUAUGUUGCAUUUUA
Messenger RNA from Camelus dromedarius (Arabian camel), 6221 nucleotides. RefSeq names its product Rho GTPase activating protein 28 (gene ARHGAP28). Lineage: Eukaryota; Metazoa; Chordata; Mammalia; Artiodactyla; Camelidae. The record is from RefSeq and is a predicted model, not a curated record. Gene Ontology annotation, cellular component: cytoplasm. Gene Ontology annotation, biological process: signal transduction; regulation of actin filament polymerization; negative regulation of stress fiber assembly. The transcript is spliced from 19 exons. Gene Ontology annotation, molecular function: GTPase activator activity. Bases 514 to 2547 code for a protein of 677 amino acids.